CAAUGAGUCUCCCCUCCAUCUGUUUCCAACGUUAAUCCUCAAGGACGCCACAGCCGCCAUCAAGGAGCCAUUGACCGCCGCUCGGAUCCGAGAGGAGCCGCCGCCGUGAUGGAACAGACGAGUUAUUCUCUUCCCACCCGCCACCACUAUCCAUCUCCUUUCACCCUCCUCCUUCCUUGUGCUGCCAGCGCCAGCGAAACGCGUCUCGUCUACCAUAGAGAGCCUCCACCGCAGUUUCCUCCUCAUGUUCCUCUCAUUCGGGCUCCACCGGUGACCUCGCUCCUGGCCUCCGCCAUUUUCUCCACCACCUCCAUGAAAACCCCCACCCUCUCCCCUCCUCCCCUCACCUUAUCUUUCAGAUCGGGCAACAGUUCAGCCGGUGGCCAGAUCGGCCACGGCCGUCGUGAUAAUACCAGAUUCAAUAUCGCGUCAUCAUCAGGCGACGGGGGUGCUCAAGGUCAUCUGCUUUCACCCUUCCUUUCUAGGGCAUCGCUCAAGGAGAGGAGGAGGUGGCGGCCAUCGCUUCCUUCCUUUAUAGGGCACGACGCAGCUCGGCUGCUCCCACGAUAUGGAGCUCAUCAACAAGGAGAACAUCCCCCUCUCUCUGUUCCUCUAUUCAUGAAGUUCUUCCUGUUUCUGGACAACAUACCCUGGAGGAGUAUUACAAGACCCUAAGAUGCAGCCUCGACAACCUCAACGCCUCCAAAUACUGGGCCACAACAAUGAGGUUUCGUUUUGCUCCUAAUGUAUGUUGUUGUUACCUGCACUUUGUUUUCCCUUUGUUGCCACUCAUCGAUGCUUAACUGGGUGUGGGGUUUCUGUUUGUUCUUGAGGUUCAUGUGGAAUCUAUUCAACUUUUGAACACAAAAAAUCAAUAUUGUUUGUUGUUGCAUAUAAAAUUACAGUUCAUGAACGAGUUGUUGACUUGUGUGACCCUGUCAUAAGGGGAAGCCAUCGGAUUUAUAGCACUUUGUUGGCA
Messenger RNA from Triticum dicoccoides, 979 nucleotides. RefSeq lists its product as uncharacterized. The transcript is spliced from 2 exons. Lineage: Eukaryota; Viridiplantae; Streptophyta; Magnoliopsida; Poales; Poaceae. The record is from RefSeq and is a predicted model, not a curated record. Bases 109 to 675 code for a protein of 188 amino acids.